Rhodotorula graminis WP1 is the source of this 966-nucleotide messenger RNA. RefSeq lists its product as uncharacterized. The coding region runs from base 1 to 966 and encodes 321 amino acids. The record is from RefSeq and is a predicted model, not a curated record. NCBI's taxonomy places the organism in Eukaryota, Fungi, Basidiomycota, Microbotryomycetes, Sporidiobolales, Sporidiobolaceae. The transcript is spliced from 7 exons.
AUGGCCGACGCUGCGCCCGGCCAGCCGGCCACCCUCCUGCAGCGCCUAGCCCACACGGAUCCCGUCUUUGCGCGCCUCUUGACGGUUUACUCGUCGCUCACGCCAGCCGUCAUCAGCCAGCGCGACAGCGUCGGCCGCAGCGACAGCAACAACGUCGCCAACAUCCGCGCCGCGCCAGAGCGAUUCGCGCGCGGCUGGGCCGACCUGCUGCCUGACGAGCGCGAACGCGCGGUCGACUUGGUCGUCUCGAGCUUCUGCGACCUCGAGGCGCGCAGUGCACGUGAUUGGACGAUGCUCCCGUACCGCGAGCUCCAAGGCAAGGCCAAGCGCAGCAGAAUUCUGCACCAUCACGACGUCGCCAAGAAGGAGCUCAAGAACCUCCAGCUCAAGGUGGACGAGAUCGUCAGCGCGGCGCCAUCGGCAGCCUCGUUCCGGACCAGCUUCUCGAGCCCCGACGGCGUGACGGCGGCCAAGCUCAAGCGCAUGCAGAAGCGCCCAGUCGACCUCAUCUUGGCCGGCGCCACCGACGCCGCCCAGUCGCCCGAGGACCGCCUCGACAUCUUCACUCGCUGCGUCGGCGACCUCCUAAAGCUUUAUCACGACCAACGACUUCCUCACGUCUCGCACGGGCAGCACCACGCAUACCUGGACGUCGCUCGCGACACGCUCCUCAGCCGGUCGGAGGCGACGUCUUUCCUCGAACAUCUCCCUCCCGAUCGCCAGCGAAACGCCACGCGCCUCGCACGAAACUGCCUCUACUCGGCAUGCUCGGCGCGCAUGUCGGGCACCGAGCUUCCCCUGCUGCGAGAUCUUAUCAGUGAUCUCUGCAGCGCCGUCAUAGUCGACAUCGACCCGAGCACGAUCCGGCCGCCGUUGCUGCCCCGCUCGGACCUGCCCGCCGGCCCCGGCCUCGCGACCAACUCGUCACCCUUUCACGGCGCCGACCCGACCGCGCCCCAGUUCUAG